Molecule: messenger RNA, 1114 nt
Organism: Rana temporaria (common frog)
Lineage: Eukaryota; Metazoa; Chordata; Amphibia; Anura; Ranidae
Product: nicotinamide N-methyltransferase-like
Exons: 3
Coding region: 58-846 (262 amino acids)
Cellular component (GO): cytosol
Molecular function (GO): N-methyltransferase activity
Source: RefSeq, a predicted model, not a curated record
UCAGAAGAUAAGAUACACAGUGGAAGAUUUCUUUGGUGGAGAUAACAAUAUUACAGGAUGGAGCCUGGGUCUCAUAAACUCUACCAUGUACACGGCUUCCACUCCCGGAAUUACCUAGACACGUACUGUUCCAGUAAACCAGAAAUGCCCUUUGCUCAUGAGGCUUUAAGGUAUCCUAUGGAGAAAUUUUGCAACGCAUUUUCCUCAGGUGACUUUAAGGGAGACGUGUUGAUUGACAUCAGUAUUGGUCCCAUGAUACAACAUCUUUAUGCAGCGCAGGAAUAUUUCAGAGAUAUCAUCCUUCUCAAGCCUACUGAGCACUGUAUUGUAGAAGUGAAAAAAUGGACAGACAGCCGAACCGGAGCAUUUGAUUGGUCACACACCACUACACUUGCUACAGAAUUGGCAGGAAAGAGUGACCAAUGUGAGGAGAAGGAAGUCAGACUCAGGGCUGGAAUUACACAUGUUGUAAAAUUCGAUCUCAACAAGGAAAAUCUCACAGACCCAAUUGGGCUACCACAAGCCGACUGCCUUGUGUUCUUUUGUAUUCCGCAAACCAUCAGCAAAGACCUUGAAGAAUUUGUGAGAAGCUUCAGGAAAUUCUCAAAGCUUCUAAAACCCGGCGGGCGCAUUAUGUUUUAUGGAGCUUUAAAUUGCACAUUCUAUAUGGUUGGGGGGGAGAAGUUCCAUAUGGUAAAGUAUAAUGAAAGUGACUUGAGAAGUAUACUCAGUAAUGAGGGGUUUGUUAUCACCCAUUUGGAGGUUUCCCGAAGAAAGGCUGUGACUGAUCUGUCUGAUUUUGAUUCAGUUAUGUUCUGUACAGCUUAUAAAGAACAGAAGAUUUAGGCAAUUGCACUUCCAAGUGCACUUUCAGUGCAAUUUCAAGUGCACUUUGCACUUGUAGUUUGCACUUGUAGUGAAAAGUGGAUUUGCCUUUCGUAAAUAACCCCCCAUGUAUAGCAAACCCCCCAUGUAUACCAAAAACUGACAAAAGAUGCAGAAAGCAGGAUUUGUGGAAAACAAAAUGCACUGCCCUCUUCCACAACACAUUGAUGUGAACAGUUUCAUAGAUUAUGAUAGCAACUAGUUUUCAUGAGAUUUUAUUAUGCUGUGA